GCGCGACUUCCGCCCCGCCCCUCCCGGCAGGAAGUGCAGGCGCGAGACCAUCCGGCCGCAGCCCCCUUCUGUCUGUGCAGCUCGUGUGAACUCGGGGCGGCGCUGCUUCUCGUGUCCGGAGCCGGAACUCAUUCGCCACCAUGUCGAGCAAAAAAGCGAAGACCAAGACCACCAAGAAGCGCCCUCAGCGCGCGACCUCCAACGUGUUCGCCAUGUUCGACCAGUCGCAGAUCCAGGAGUUCAAGGAGGCCUUCAACAUGAUCGACCAGAACAGAGAUGGCUUCAUUGACAAGGAGGACCUGCACGACAUGCUGGCCUCACUAGGGAAGAACCCCACAGACGCCUACCUGGACGCCAUGAUGAAUGAGGCGCCGGGCCCCAUCAACUUCACCAUGUUCCUCACCAUGUUUGGGGAGAAGCUCAACGGCACGGACCCCGAGGACGUCAUCCGGAACGCCUUUGCCUGCUUCGACGAGGAGGCCACUGGCACCAUCCAGGAGGACUACCUACGCGAGCUGCUCACCACCAUGGGCGACCGCUUCACCGACGAGGAGGUGGACGAGCUGUACCGAGAGGCCCCCAUUGACAAGAAGGGCAACUUCAACUACAUGGAGUUCACGCGUAUCCUCAAGCACGGGGCCAAGGACAAGGACGACUGAGAGCCGUGCCUGUCCCACCAUCUCCCGCUCCCCAGCGCCCGCCCCUGCAUGCUCCCGGGGUCUUGCUUGCCUUUCCAUGUAUUUAUUCCAGACCUUCUGCCGUGUAGCGCUUGUAUAAUCAGGCUGGGGGGUGGGGUGAGGUUGUAAAUUGUACUGAAAAAGAGAUUGCGAAUAAAAUCAACAAAUGUGAAAGCCCAGGACAACAUACUGGCAUUUCUGGUUUUGCUGGAUUUUUACACUUUUAUAUAAUAAAAUGCUAUUUUGAAAUAAAGAUGCUGACUCAAA
Octodon degus (degu) is the source of this 944-nucleotide messenger RNA. Its product is annotated as myosin regulatory light chain 12B. Gene Ontology annotation, molecular function: calcium ion binding. Gene Ontology annotation, cellular component: stress fiber; myofibril; cytoplasm. NCBI's taxonomy places the organism in Eukaryota, Metazoa, Chordata, Mammalia, Rodentia, Octodontidae. The record is from RefSeq and is a predicted model, not a curated record. The transcript is spliced from 4 exons. Bases 141 to 659 code for a protein of 172 amino acids.